UUGAUGUAGGUUUGUCGUGUGACUCCUGUCAAUGCCUUUGGGCCUUUGGCAAGCAAAGAGUGGGCAGGGAAAUAGGUCAUUUUGUUUGGUAUCUACAUGUUUCAGUCCUAGUUUCUUGGCACGAAAGGAUUUUGGUGGUGAUGUGCGCAUGCUCCACUGGACCAUACAUAGAAAAAGAAGGCAUUGUUUCUCCUACAAUUUAUUAUCCAGAAUUGCAAAAAUAGCACUCUGAAGUCUGAACGACUGUGAGCUGUCCAAGAAAAAUGCUUUGAAAUAUUCCGAAAAAUCCAUCAACUUCAAUGGCCAAAUCCAGUGCCUCCUACUUCCCAAAACUUACAGUCAAAACCCCCGCAACCUAGUUUCUUCAAAAUCAGUCUCUCUUCUUGAACGCUUUAUCAUUAGAUAUUCCAAUGUCUGAGAUUUUCUCUCUCUUUCUCUCUUGAAGAACCCAAAAUAAUCUUUUUAAGCUACCUCCCAUGGAUACCAAAAGGCUUCACAUUUUCUGUCUAACUUUCAUUUCACUCCUUUAUUUCUCUACAUCUUUCAUUCCCACAAACAACUUUCUCAUCAACUGUGGAUCAAACGCCAACAUUUCAUUCUAUAACCGCAUCUUUAUAGCUGAUUCAGCCAAAUCCGGUUCAGUUUUCCUCUCAGCAGAGCGAUCUGUUUCACUCACUGACCCAAACCCAUCUUCAAAUUCACCCAUUUUAUACCAUACGCUACGAGUUUUCACCACUGACUCGAGCUAUAAGUUCAACAUCAAGAAAAAUGGGACAGGGACACACUUGGUACGUCUCCAUUUCUCCCCAUUUCAAGCUCAAAAUUUUAACUUAGUAUCUGCCAAAUUCAAUGUUGUGGUCAAUGGCUUCUUGUUACUGAGUGGUUUUAGUGCUAAUAGUAUGCUGCUUAAAGAGUAUAUAUUGAAAAUAGAUGGUGAAGUUCUUGAAAUUAUGUUUAGUCCUGUGGGUGAUUCUGGUUUUGCGUUUGUUAAUGCAAUUGAGGUAUUUUCAGUUCCCAAAGACUUUAUAAUUGAUGAUGGGGCUAGGUUGGUUAAUGGUGAUGGAAUUGAAGAAUACAAGAACUUAACAUCGCAGGUUUUGGAGACUAUUCAUAGGGUUAAUGUUGGUGGUUUAAAAUUAACACCUUUUAAUGAUACUUUGUGGAGAACUUGGAUCCCUGAUGAUGGCUUUCUUGUGUUUAAACCUUCUGCAAAAGGAGCAGUCACCACUCAUGUACCAAAUUAUCAGACUGGAGGCGCAACCCGUGAAAUUGCCUCGGACAAUGUUUAUAUGACUGCACAGCAGAUGAACAGGAAUAAUUCUGCACUGAAUGCUAGAUUCAAUAUCACUUGGGACUUUCCUGUAGGUUCACAUGGUGCUCCACACUUAGUUAGGUUGCAUUUUUGUGAUAUUGUCAGUCCUGCGCUUAAUCUGCUAUAUUUCAAUGUGUAUAUCAAUGAUUACUCUGCUUACCAGGAUCUGGAUUUGUCCAUGCUAACAUACCAUGUGCUUUCAUCUCCGGUCUACAUAGAUUUUGUUGCAGAUUCGGAUGAUUCAGGGGUUAUACGUGUAAGUGUUGGACCUUCAGACUUGAGUUCUCCUUCAAAAAUUAAUGCUAUUCUAAAUGGGGCAGAGAUCAUGAGGUUGGUAAAUCUUAAAGGUUUUAACGCUGGGUCUAAGAAGAAAAACGUUUGGAUUUUAGUGGGUUUUAUUCUUGGAGGCUUUGUUAUCUUUUGUUUAGCUGCAGUUGCAGUUCUGCUUGCAUUUAAGAGCAAGAAGAAGAAACUAAAACCACCAAGACAUGCAGAAAGUGCUGGUUGGACACCUCUACGUGUAUAUGGGGGCAGUUCAUAUAGUAGAAUGUCUGGAGGGACUGUUACUACAUCUCCAGGUGCUAAUGGUUAUCACAGCUUGAGAAUCCCUUUUGUUGACAUACAAACAGCAACAAACAAUUUUGACAAGAGUUUGAUUAUUGGAAUGGGUGGAUUUGGUAUGGUUUACAAAGGAGUCCUUAGAGACAAUAUUAAGGUUGCUGUAAAGAGAGGUGUCCCAGGGUCAAGGCAAGGUCUUCCAGAAUUCCAGACUGAGAUAACUGUUUUGUCAAAGAUUCGUCACCGGCAUCUUGUUUCACUUGUUGGAUAUUGUGAAGAACAGGCGGAAAUGAUAUUGGUCUAUGAGUACAUGGAAAAAGGGCCAUUGAAGAAUCAUUUAUAUGGUUCAAAACAUCCUCCUUUGUCUUGGAAGCAAAGGCUUGAAAUAUGUAUUGGCUCAGCAAGAGGUCUUCACUACCUACAUACUGGUUCAGCACAAGGUAUCAUUCAUCGUGACAUUAAGUCUACCAAUAUAUUGCUUGAUGAAAAUUAUAUGGUGAAGGUUGCUGACUUUGGUCUCUCAAGAUCUGGCCCAUGUCUCAAUGAAACCCAUGUAAGCACUGGGGUAAAGGGCAGCUUUGGGUAUCUUGACCCUGAGUAUUUCCGGAGGCAGCGGCUUACUGAUAAAUCGGAUGUUUAUUCAUUUGGGGUUGUGCUGUUUGAGGUACUUUGUGCUAGGCCCGCUGUUGAUCCACUGCUUGCUAGGGAGCAAGUGAACUUAGCAGAAUGGGCAAUACAGUGGCAGAAAAAAGGCAUGCUUGGGAAAAUUGUCGAUCCCAACCUUGUGGGACAAAUAAAGCCUAGCUGUUUGAAGAAAUAUGGAGAAACAGCUGAGAAAUGUUUGGCUGAAUAUGGUGUUGAUAGGCCAACAAUGGGUGAUGUAUUAUGGAAUUUGGAGCAUGCACUUCAGCUCCAAGAAUCAGAGCCAGAAGAACCACGUGAAGAUAGCAACGUGAAUGGAAUGGAUUGUCCAACGCCUAGUGUUGCACCUUCUAGCAAUGCUAGGACAGCGAAAGACGAUGGUAGUGGUAGUUCAGACUUAACAACAAGCAAAGUUUUUUCACAGUUGGUGAUGAAUGAAGGCAGAUAGUUUAAACGGUCAAUGCUGCAUGGAUACAAUCUAGGUCACUUCUCAUUCUCGAAAAUUUCUACUAGAAUCUAUAUGUAUUGAAAGUUUUAGUUGAAGUAUAACCUUCUUUCUUUACUUCAAUAUUUCUUGUACUGUAUCAAAGCUGUAUUUUUAUCAUCAUUCUUAUGUAAUAGUAAAAAUAAUUGGUUUAAAAUAUUUUAUUUUCUUUUCGGUUCCUUAAGAUUAAUUUUUGUAUAUUCAGGGUAUAGAAUUAUAGGUGACUGUUAUCCAAAAGUAAUUGUAGAUUUCUCUACUCUGCCCACUUAUUUUUUGUUGGUUCAGUUAUUAACUUAAAGCCUGAUUAUGUUGAUGUUGGAUUUGGAUGCUUGCAUGGAAGUCGAGUCAGUAGUCAGUACUUGUUAAAUGUGGCUAAUUGCUUAAAUUAAGACUAACCAUUGGCAUAUUGCUCAUAUUAGGAUCAAAAUUUUGAAUUGAAACCCGCAUUAGGCUAAAAUUGAAAAAUUAGCAGAGAAAAAGAAGUCUUGAAAAGUUGAAACUGAGAAAAAAGGCCUGUGUAGCAGUUUAGACACAUACAGAUCAUUUGAUGAUAGAA
This is a messenger RNA of Durio zibethinus, 3552 nucleotides long. RefSeq names its product putative receptor-like protein kinase At5g24010. Gene Ontology annotation, biological process: protein autophosphorylation. The record is from RefSeq and is a predicted model, not a curated record. Gene Ontology annotation, molecular function: transmembrane receptor protein tyrosine kinase activity; ATP binding. Gene Ontology annotation, cellular component: plasmodesma; plasma membrane. NCBI's taxonomy places the organism in Eukaryota, Viridiplantae, Streptophyta, Magnoliopsida, Malvales, Malvaceae.